GCAAGACUGCAGAAAGCAACGUACUGUUCCAGCGUAAAACCGAAACCAUUGGAUGAUAUUUAUCAAGAGGAAGAUGAAAACGUAAACAUCAAAGAAAAAUCUGUUCCCUUUCCGGCCAGCCAUACUGACCAGAUAAAGAAGCCCAAUACUCUGACUGACACAUUUGGCCGAUACCAUAACUACCUCAGGAUAUCGUUGAGUGAGAGAUGCAAUCUCAGAUGUCAGUACUGUAUGCCAGAAGAUGGUGUGGAACUGACACCAUCUCAGAAACUCCUCUCUUCAGAAGAGAUCCUUAGACUUUCCAAACUUUUUGUGAAGGAAGGUGUCCAGAAAAUACGACUUACUGGUGGUGAACCAUUAGUCAGGAAAGACGUGGUGGAAAUAAUAAGAGGUUUAAAUGAGCUCAGAGACAUUGGUCUGCAGACAAUUGCCAUGACAACAAAUGGUGUGACCUUAGCCAGAAAGGCACCUGCUCUACAGGAGGCUGGUCUUGACCUUAUCAAUGUCAGUCUGGACACCCUAAUUUCGGCAAAGUUUGAGUUUAUAUCUCGUCGGAAAGGCUGGAAUCAUGUUAUGAAGGGAAUUGACACUGCCCUGGAUCUUGGCUAUAAUCCAGUAAAAGUAAACUGUGUUGUGAUGAGAGGAAUGAAUGAAGAAGAAAUCUGUGAUUUUGUUGCUUUUACUAAAGACAAGAAUGUUGAUGUCAGGUUCAUAGAGUACAUGCCAUUUGAUGGGAACAAGUGGAAUUCUAAGAAAAUGGUUAGUUAUUUAGAAAUGAUGGACACCAUUAAAGCAAGAUGGCCAGACUUCUCAAGGAUGCAGGACCAUCCUAAUGAUACUUCCAAGGCAUAUCGUGUUCCUGGCUAUAAAGGCCAGGUGGGAUUCAUCACAUCGAUGAGUGAGCAUUUCUGUGGAACAUGUAAUCGAAUCCGCCUUACUGCUGAUGGGAACCUCAAGGUGUGUCUUUUUGGAAACACGGAGGUAUCUUUGCGAGAUGUGAUGCGAGCUUCACCUGAUGACACAGAACUAAGUGAAGUAAUAAGUGCAGCUGUUAAGAGGAAGAAGAAACAGCAUGCAGAGUAUUUAGAGGACAAGAUUAACAUUAAAUGCCUUAGUGAGAGUUUGUCCUUGAGGAACUUGUCAAUGUCACCAAAACAUUCAUUCACAUCUAUGAAACACACUGGAUUUAUUUCUGCUUGCCUUCUGUCUACACGACAGCCUUACUAUGUCCAGAUUAGACAGUGCUGGACAGGUGAUGAGGAAAGCAUGAAGUAUUGGGAGACUGACCGCAAAGCUAGGUUAGCGGAGACUUCCGAGCAUGGUGAUGGUACUGUGUGUAAACAAGACUAUUAUGAUUAUAUAUUAACUAGAAAUCCAUCACAAAAUAAAAGUGAACCAGGAUGUGAUAGUUUGACACAUGUUGACACAGCAGGAAAAACAAAAAUGGUUGAUGUUGGAUACAAACCAGAUACAGUGCGGACUGCUGUCGCUUCAGCAACAAUUUUUGUAGGGGAAAAAGUGUUCCCUUUGAUUAAAGAAAAUAAAAUGAAAAAAGGGGACGUGUUAUCAAUAUCACAAUUAGCAGGCAUUAUGGCAGCAAAGCGCACUGCUGAACUCAUUCCACUUUGCCACAACAUUUUCAUUUCUGGAGUUGAUGUCUCAUUUGAAUUAAAUGAAGAAAAACACUGCAUCCAUAUAACAUCUUCUGCAAAGACAGAUGGGAAAACUGGAGUGGAAAUGGAGGCCAUUAUGGCUGCUUCAGUGGCAGCUAUUACCAUAUAUGAUAUGUGUAAGGCUGUGUCUAAAGAUAUGGUUAUCCAUGAUGUCAGACUGGAACAGAAGACUGGUGGUGCAAGGGGAGACUACCAUCGACAAAAAUGAUUUCAUUAAUAAUUUUGAAAUGGUUGUAAAUUUAACCAAAAUUAGAGUAAGUAAUUCAGAUUGUGUUGUUUGAAUGCUUUUUUUGGGAUGGAUGAGGGGUAUGGAUGGGUAGAAUGCAAGAUUCUUACUAAUUUCUUUCAUUGUAGCUAAAAGAAAUCAUGAAAAUGAUGGUAAACUUGAAUAAACAGCAAUGAAAUUGUUAUGUUUAAAAAUAACUAUCCCCACUGUUUACAUCAAAAUGUCAAUGAUAGGUGUUAAAGUUUCCUGUAGCUUUGAUGCAGUGUUUUAUUUCAAAAUGAAGCAUUUGACUUUAUGUGUUGAUGUAAUAGAUAUCGUUGAUGGUACAUUCAUUACUAAGCAAUGUAGAACGUUAUGACUUUAUGUGUUGAUGUAAUAGAUAUCGUUGAUGGUACAUUCAUUACUAAGCGAUGUGGAACGUUAUAAAGAAGAGUAUAAAAAACUUUUAUUCAGAUAACUGUUUAUCUAUUUUGUUUAAAUCACAUUUCUGUAAUAAAGAGGAGAACGGUACUAAUACAUGGCACUAAGUUAUGAUUUAAAACUAUAAUUUAGUUAACCAUGACCCUUGUUUUACACCUGUCUACAGUUAGGUAGAUGUAAUGUAAAGACUAAUACAUGGCACUAAAUUAUGAUUUAAAACUAUAAUUUAGUUAACCAUGACCCUUGUUUUUACACCUGUCUACAGUUAGGUAGAUGUAAUGUAAAGACUAAUACAUGGCACUAAAUUAUGAUUUAAAACUGUAAUUUAGUUAACCAUGACCCUUGUUUUACACCUGUCUACAGUUAGGUAGAUGUAAUGUAAAGACUAAUACAUGGCACUAAAUUAUGAUUUAAAACUAUAAUUUAGUUAACCAUGACCCUUGUUUUUACACCAGUCUACAGGUAUGUAGAUGUAAUGUGUACUGUAUCUACUUACCUACUAACACAAACUUCCUUAUGUCGGCUACUAAUCAUAUAACAUACUAAUAAUGAUGAUCUUGAUCAGUUUAUUUACAAAUAUUUUAAUAUUUUAAAAUUGUCCAAGUGUAUUUUAUUUACCUAACAUGAAUGAUCAUGACUCCAAGCAUUGUUGUAAAAGACUAUCAGUAAGCACUGACAGAAGUACCAGUAUAGGCUUGAACUGGUGUCAACAGUAUAUGAACUGUAUGAGUGAAAACAAGCAUUUCCAGAGAGGCACUAAUACAAGCAUUUUCAGAGAGGCACGAAUACAAGCAUUUCCAGACAGGCAUAUAUUAUUGUAUCAUACAUAGCUAGUCUGAACUUUUCGAUUAUUUUACCACCAUUGUGAUAUUACUAUUUUCUCCUUGACAUUGAUUUUUAUCUCACCUGGCCCGAAGGGCUAAGUAAGCUUAUGCCGUGGUGCAACAAGUACUCGUCAGUCUGUCAUCCAUCUGUCUGUCCAGCGUCAUCUUUUCUAUUUGAAUUACUUUUUUUCAGUAAUUAAAAGACCAAAUGUCAUGACAUUUGGCCUGUAGAUUAAUUUGAUGAAGCCUAACAAAGUUUGUGUAAAGAAAUGACCUUGACCCUUAUUUAAGGUCACAAGGAUCAAAUUUGUUAAAACAUUUAAAUGACUGCUUUUGACUAACCAAAGGGGACAGAAGCCUGGUAUUCUGCUAGUGUAAGUGUUAAUGUAUUUGAUAAACACUGAUUCUAUUUUUAAGAAACAUUGGAUACCAGAUGAGCGAUGCAGGCACGUUAGGCCACUUGUAGAAAUUCCUUUUGAUGUUGUUGAGUUUGAAAAUGUUUGAAACACUACUGAAUAUAAUUAUCCAAGAUAAUAAUAAAUAUGUAAUUCAGUCAUUGUUAUGUGUAUUAAAGAUUGAGUAUAUGUAAUAAAAACAAUAUCACACUGUUCAUGUCUAGUAUUACAGGCAAUACUGUUCUGAAGAAAUGUACGGCAAUUAUUGGCAAUGAUAUAUAUGUUAUCCUCGCAUUUAUCUCUUGAGUGGAAUGUUAAAUAGAGCAGUCUUGUUAAAUAUUAUACAAUUAUGUCACUUUGUCUCGAUCAGUAUUAGGAUUUAUGUUGCAAAGACAAUCAAUAUUGACAGAGGCUAGAAGUGCUAUAAUUGUUUUAAUACAAUUUGGUUUUAAAACCAGAUUUCCUAAUGCACAGGGUAUGAUGCUAAGCCAUUUAAGUUACAUCAUAUUAAAUAAUAUUUUUUGAUAAAACAUUGUAUUGCACUUUUGUACAACUUGGCAGAUGUGUGUCCACAUAUCUGAUUGGUUGAAAUUACAUGAUGUUGCAAUACCUGGCGCUGGCAUUGUAAUAGAGUGCAAUUUGAUGUUAAAAGGAGCUUGUGAUCAGAUGUAUACCAAUCACUGUGUCAUACAAAACUGAAAAUGUGAUAAUAGGAUAUAUGUCAAAACAUCAGAAAAUUGUGUAGCAACUCUAUAUAGGGUGGAAGAUAACCAUUUCUGAAAUGAAAUCACAGGCUGCUGUUAAUUUUUGGUAACAAAUUUAGGUUGGAGAAAGUGGACAUUGAAAAGAUCUCUGCAAUGCCAUGUUGUUUUCAUUUGUAUUCGGACUGGUUUUCUCAUUGAUUUUGUGGCCUGCAUGAGUUUUACAGAUUCAACCAUGAGUUAUUGUUGAUAAAAAGUUGGAAAGGUUUAUAAAACCUUAAUGUUGAUGAACACAGCUUCAGCAAAUAUUGUGUUAAAGGUUGUCAGUUUGUUACCUUUCUUAAUGUUUGUUGUUACAUGUAUAUGUCUGGUGGAGACACAUGUCUGAUAAAAACACAUGUACAAUAUAUCUGAUGGAAACACAUGAACAACAUGUCUGGUGGAGACACUUGUACAGUGUUAGAUCAACAUGUCUGGUGGAGACAUGUACAAUAUGUCUGGUGGAGAAACAUACAAUAUGUCUGGUGGAGACACAUGUACAGUAUUAGAUCAACAUGUCUGAUGGUGACAAAUGUUCAGUGAAUAUUUUUCAUUUAAUCAGAACAAUCCGUUCUUGCCGAGUACAUGUUAAGUGUUUGUUUUGGAUUUUCGUCUGAUUAUUAUUAUUUCUUUCAAAAUGUGAUAUUUUUACAUGUUUAAUCAGUGAAAUAGAUAUAAAUUACCUAUGUUUCAUUACCUUUAUGCAUCCUAAAUAAGAAAGCUAAUUGUGAUAUAUACAUGUAUAUAAAUUAAUGAUAAUUUUGAUA
Ylistrum balloti is the source of this 5045-nucleotide messenger RNA. Its product is annotated as molybdenum cofactor biosynthesis protein 1-like. The transcript is spliced from 9 exons. Lineage: Eukaryota; Metazoa; Mollusca; Bivalvia; Pectinida; Pectinidae. Gene Ontology annotation, molecular function: 4 iron, 4 sulfur cluster binding; cyclic pyranopterin monophosphate synthase activity; metal ion binding. Gene Ontology annotation, biological process: Mo-molybdopterin cofactor biosynthetic process. The record is from RefSeq and is a predicted model, not a curated record. Bases 232 to 1881 code for a protein of 549 amino acids.